Lingula anatina is the source of this 2748-nucleotide messenger RNA. RefSeq lists its product as uncharacterized. The record is from RefSeq and is a predicted model, not a curated record. Lineage: Eukaryota; Metazoa; Brachiopoda; Lingulata; Lingulida; Lingulidae. Gene Ontology annotation, cellular component: 90S preribosome; nucleus. Gene Ontology annotation, biological process: maturation of SSU-rRNA.
UAAAGCAGGUGCACGGGAACACAUGUAAUUCGGAGAUUUCCAUGCCUGUAUCAUAUUUUCCGUAAUUAUUACUGAGAAGAGAAAACAAAAUGGAAUCGGACGUGAGAGAUUUAGAUACGGCGCCCAAAGCAAGUAUCGACACAGUUGGUCUGAAUAACCAGGUGGUGUUUAUGAGGAAAACUGUGAAGAAGGCUCGCAUCCAGGUCAUCAAUAAGUUAACAAGACAGAUACGGAAAUUGAAACCAAAAGGAGAAAGUGGGCUACCAGGCAGAGAGAAAAGUGCAAGGAGACUUGAGAGAUUGAAGGCAGAGAUGGAAGUGAUUAAGGGUUUGAAUGCAGAUAAGGUUUCCAAGUAUGCAUUAGCUUCAACAACUAGUUUUGCCGAUGUUUGUAAACAGCAAAAUGCAUCUGAAGUUGGCAGAGCCAUGGCAAGACUUGCAGAUAAUGCUGUUUUACAGAAGGCGGUCAAGGAGUUCCGCAGCAAACAUGCAGACUGGCCAUCAUUGGCUGCUUAUCUCUUAGCAAAAACAACUAAUAGAAAAUUCAAGAAGAAAAAGAAAAAGGUUAAACAAAAGAAUCAAGGGAAAAAACAGGAAGUUAAAAGGAAAGUUGAUGCAUUUACGCUGGAACUACGUUUAAAAAGCAAAGAAAAACUUGAAAAAGACAAAACUGAACAAAAACAAAAAAUGAGCAAUGCAGGGAAUACAGCAACUCAUUCUUCAACACUGGCACAAUCAGAAAAGAAAGUAAUUUCCCCCAAGGAGUCCAUAUUUUCUAAACAGGAUAUCCCUGGUUGGGAUCAUUCUUCUGAAUCUGAUGGCAAUGAUUUGUCAGAUUCGGAUAAAGAUAAUAUGGUUGAAUCUGGCAGUGAUGCCUCUGGUGAAGAUGAUGAAGAAUCCACCAAACCUUCAAUAUUAUCCUCCAUGUCAACUACAAAGUCAGUUGUAACAUCUGACAUGUCUAAAGAAUGCACCAAGACAACCGUUUCAUCUUCUGAACCCAUUGCAAGACCUCCUAAAACCUCUGUCAUUGUGGAAAAAGAAACAGAAGAAAUGGUAGUAAAGAAAUUAGAUUUACGUCAGCUUCCAGACACUGGUGAAGUUCUGACAAAAAGUGGUGCUUCGAAGAUGGCUUCAAAUUUAAAAGUGAACGUAUUUGGAGAUACAGGUGCUUCUAAGACGGGACACAAUAAAGAUCCAUUUUUCCAGUGCAGUGAUGACUCUGGAGAAGAAGAGAGGGAAGAGGAAGAUGAUGAUGAUGGUGAUGGUGGUGAAAACGUCACUGAGUCAACAUCCUCAAGACCCGUUCCUCCUAAGAGAAGAUUUGAGUCCACGUUUGUGGGUGCACUGAAUAAACCAAGAAAAUUGCCCGAUGCUAAAUCAAAACCAAAGUUUGAGAGAGACAACAGGAGGGGCAACCCCAGACAACCUUCAAGGCCUGAGGCAAAGAAAAUGGCUGGUGCAAGGAAGUCCAACUCCUCUAGACCACAACAGAAGCUGUCACCUGGGAAACCAUGGACCAAAACAACAGAGGGCAGUGCUGUAAAUAAAGAGCAGAUGACCUCCCUCCAUCCUUCUUGGGAGGCCAGCAAAAAACGUAAACAGCAACAGAGUGCCGUCCAUGCCUUUCAGGGAAAAAGGAUCAAAUUUGAGGACUCGGAUGACAACUAGUGCAACAGCAUUGGGGUGCGGUCCAUGCUUUUCAGGGAAAAAUGAUCAACAUUGUAGGAUUCUGAUGACCAUUGAAACAAUUUAAAUAAAUAUAAAUGUAAAUUAUUACCUGCCGAUGAUUGAAAAAACUCUCAAGGUUUGAGUUUUAAAGACAUUAAUUAUAUAUUAAAAGGAAUUCAUCUCACAUUAGAAUAAAAUUCAUGUUCAGCAAUUUAUACCCUAUUUAAAACUGCCAAGAAAAUUACUGAAUAAGUGUGUUUUUGAGAUACAAGCCUUUAAAUUUUUACAUUAUUACAAGAGAAAUUUGCCAGUUCCCAUCUUCAUAACACAUUUCCAUAAUUUUUUUCUAAGAAGACUUAACACUCCUUUAUCUUUAAGAUGUGUUUUAGAAGGCACUACUUGAAUAUUAUCAAUACGGACAUUGAUAUAUUUAAAUGUUUAAUACACGAAAUUAUUAUUCAUUUCGAGUGAUUGUUCGGUGAAGGAAAAAGUUGACUCUGCCUCAAGAAAUAAAGUAUUUCAUUAUAAAUGUGUGGGUUUAUUAUUAAAAUCAUAGCAUUUUGGUUUACAUGGGUUAAAAUGUUUUACAGUGUUCACAAAACUGCAAUAGACAAAACAACAUUUUUAUCAAUUCAAUAAUUUAAAACCAAAUGCCAAACUUGAAUCCAAUUCUAAUUUUCUAUAAUCAAGGAAAUGUUAAAUAUUUAUAACAAAUUUUCUGAUUAAACAAAUACAACAAACUACUCACAUCUAACUGAAAAAAAUGUUAGGUAGGAACACAUUCCAAACUGCCAUAAGUAUUCGUAAAUAUAUGUUAACUAUUAAUGACUUUUUACAAAUAAAAUGGUAUAACCAUUAAACUAAAUUGACUUUUCCAUGAAGACAAUGCUUUCAUAUUGCUUUGUCCACUAAAACAGUUAUUAACAAUAAGUUAACAAUGUUAUAAAUAUACUUACAUAAGUUAAUAGUAAAAUCAAAUAUGUUGAAAGUAUUCAUACUUACUGCUUUUGAAUUAGAACAGUUUCUGUUUCCAUCAUUUCACUAGUUUGUCUGCUUUAUAUACACUUUUUUUUUUUUU